GUCUCUGCAGGAACCCGCGCCUUUAGACCAGAAACGCGGUUCUGAUGAAACAGUUUCAGAUUAUUUCUGCUGUCGGUCGCUUCGUUAAAUGUUCUGAAACAGUUUUAAAGAUGAUGAAGGGUAACCUGCUUCGUUUGGACCAAGCAGAACAUAUCUCUUUAAGACUUGCGGACCGUGGCGACCCCUCCCUCGCUCUGCCGGGAGCGCGCAGGUCCUAUAAGUAGCGCGCUCAUGGAGAGGCUGCGGGAGUCCGUGUGCAGUGCGCGUGUGCGUCUCCGGCAGCAGCUUUUCUCCGCGGCUCGGACGGACAGGUGUACGGCAAGCAGCAGCUGACACUUUUCAUUUGAUGGAGCGGUGAGGAGCGCGGAUCACACCUGGACACACCUGUGCGUCACCGGAACCUGCGCGUCCUCACCGAGUCCCAGUCAGGGUCUGCAGAGUGGUCCAGAUGUUAAUCCACACAUAUUCAGCCAUGGAGCGCGCAGACGGACUCAGCGGCUCCUCUCCGAGCGGCCGCCUCUCCCAGCUCUCCUCCCUCAACCAGGCCGCCUACUCCUCGGCUCCCCCGCUCUGCCACACGCCGGCCUCCGACUUCCAGCCUCCGUACUUCCCUCCGCCCUACCCGCAGUCCUCCCUGCCGUAUUCCCAGAGCCAGGAGUCGGCCUACUCCCACCUGUCGGACCCCUACCCCUCCAUCAACUCCAUCCACCAGCACCAGCAGGCGGCAUGGCACUCCCAGAGGUCGCGCUCGGAGGACGGCGGCCUGCUGUCGCAGUCUCACCGGGCUCUGAGCCUGGACCCCCGCCGGGAGUACGCCGCCGUGCCGCGGCUCCUGCACGGACUCGGGGAGGGGGCCGCGGCUCUGGGGGACGGACCUCUGGGGAUGCACCUGGGACACCACGGCCUCGAAGAUCUGCAGGGGAUGGAGGAAGGAUCCGCCCUGGGCAUCCUGGACCACUCUGUCAUUAAAAAAGUUCCCAUCCCCUCCAAGCUGAACGGCUCCUCGCUGUCGGCGCUGGCCAUCGGGAAGGAGGGCCUGAGCCUGGGAGCCGUGUCCAACCCGGCCGAGGUGUUCUGCUCGGUGCCGGGCCGCCUGUCGCUGCUGAGCUCCACCUCCAAGUACAAGGUGACGGUGGGGGAGGUGCAGCGCCGCCUGUCUCCACCUGAGUGCCUCAACGCAUCGCUGCUGGGCGGAGUCCUGCGCAGGGCCAAGUCGAAGAAUGGUGGCCGCUGUCUGAGAGAGCGUCUGGAGAAGAUUGGCCUCAACCUGCCCGCUGGGCGACGCAAGGCCGCCAACGUCACUCUGCUGACAUCUCUGGUGGAGGGUGAGGCGGUGCACCUGGCCCGGGACUUUGGCUACGUGUGUGAGACGGAGUUUCCAGCCAGAGCCACGGCCGAGUACCUGUGCAGGCAGAGCGACCCCGACCAGCUGCCCACCCGCCGCAGCAUGCUGCUGGCCACCAAGGAGAUCUGUAAGGAGUUCAUGGACCUGAUGUCCCAGGACCGCUCCCCUCUGGGCGGCAGCCGGCCCACGCCCUGCCUGGAGCCCGGCAUCCAGGGCAGCCUGACCCACUUCAGCCUGCUGACCCACGGCUUCGGCACGCCGGCCCUCUGCGCCGCGCUCUCCGCCUUCCAGAGCUACCUGAUGGAGGCCGUCAAGCUGCUGGACAAAGAAGGAGGGAAGGGCCACCACGACAAGGAGCUGAAGCACCGCAAAUGAGGAGGAGGCUCCGCCCUCAGGACCGGACUCCUACCUCCCGGCAGGCUGGGGCUCCUCCCACUGAGGGGCGGGGCUGAUGACCACACCUGUGCUGGAAGCAACACCUGACGACGACGCAUGGACCUCUGACCUCCUCCCAGCCACGAGGUUUUGAUUUAUUCCUCUUUCUGUGGAUUCUCCAAGCCCCGAGUGUUUCAGGAGCCCUGCAGCCCCACGGGACCCACCCACGGCCACGCCCACACCCACGGCCACGCCCACUCCCACGGCCACGCCCACUCCCUGCAUCCCCUGCCCACUCCCACGUCUGCAGGGUCCGACCUGGCUCCGCCCUCCUCUGGAACUCUGGGAUUCUGGGUCAGCGAUGAGACUUUAUCUGUAGUCCUCUGCAGCAGGUGCUCAUGGGAAAUGGAGUCCUCUCGGCUACAGGAGACUUUUUUAUUUUCAGGUGUUGGUAACUUAAAUCAUUUUGUACUUUCAGUGUGUGUUUAUUAUUAUUAUUGUAUUACAGCAUAAAUGUAAUAUAUUAUUAAAGAAUUAAACAUGUUUGUUCAGGA
Molecule: messenger RNA, 2274 nt
Organism: Fundulus heteroclitus (mummichog)
Lineage: Eukaryota; Metazoa; Chordata; Actinopteri; Cyprinodontiformes; Fundulidae
Gene: tfap2e
Product: transcription factor AP-2 epsilon
Exons: 7
Coding region: 449-1720 (423 amino acids)
Biological process (GO): regulation of transcription by RNA polymerase II; anatomical structure development; regulation of cell population proliferation
Cellular component (GO): nucleus
Molecular function (GO): RNA polymerase II transcription regulatory region sequence-specific DNA binding; DNA-binding transcription factor activity, RNA polymerase II-specific
Source: RefSeq, a predicted model, not a curated record